This is a messenger RNA of Rotaria socialis, 2877 nucleotides long. The record is from the annotation of a GenBank genome assembly. Lineage: Eukaryota; Metazoa; Rotifera; Eurotatoria; Philodinida; Philodinidae.
AUGUCCGAUCGAAAUUCUGAUGGACACCCGCCGAUUAUAAAUCGGUCUUUAGCAAUAAAUGACCAUGAACAAAUUAACGAAAACAAAGACUUUGCAAAGACAAUAUCAACUCCAGAACCACAGACGACUGUCAUUUAUCUACCUGGAGUAGCAUCUGCUUUCUCUGCAACUGUUGAACAACCGAAUUUCUCUAAGGUACCGAUAAAAGAAUCACAUCGUCGACGCUCAAAAACAACUUCCACAGAUAUUUUUGAUUAUGAAUCACCAGCAAAUAGUUCUUCUCAAGCAUCAAUAUCAGCACCAAAUAAUUUGCAUUUUUUUCAAUCACUCAAAGACUUAACACACAAGGAAUUAUAUCGUGCGCAUCCAUUUGGUUUUCUUGGCAAAGAAGUUAUUUCAGUAACAGGAACAACAAAUUGUCCUGAACCAAUUGCGCCUGUCGAAGAUGAAGAUGAAGAUAAUAAAGCAAUAAUUGAUAUACAUGACAAAAGAUCCAAGUCUUUUUCUACUGCAACAAAUAAAUUAUCGUUAUCCGAUGAAAUUAAACCCCAACAAAUACAAUUUUCAUUAAAUGAAGAAGAAAAAAUUCAAAUGAUACGACGACGUUCAACAUUAGGCAAUACAUCUGGAUCUGUGCUUCCACCAUACCCAGUUGAAUAUAUAACGAAUUCCAAUAACGAUGAUAGUGUACAACCUCAUCUAUUUUCUGAGCCAUCACCAAAUACAAUGGUUGCAGAUUUUAUACCGAAUUCAAUGACCAUCAAUGUAUUUGAAGUGUUUAUUUAUGCUUGGGGUGUAUUCGCCUUCUUUUUUGAUAUGGUUACUGAUCUAGUUUUGGCUCAUGCCUAUUACUUAGAAGGAGCUUAUUGGCUUUUCAUACUAACAUUAAUGUGUGUUGUUCUACCAAAUUUGACUUUGUCGAUUUUUUCACUUGUUUGGUAUAUGGAUAGUAGUCAAUUAAAAGCCGUUGCAAAUGAAAACCAAACCACAAUGCAAUAUAACACUUCGAUGUAUGAAACAAGUUCGUCGGAUGAUUUAAAUGAAAAAGAUCAAGAACGUAUUAAUAAUAAAAAUACUGAAUUAGUUUCAUUGAAUCAAAAACAAAAUUCCUCUUGUCAAACAGACGAUUUAUAUGAUGAAGAUCAACAAGAUAGUCAUAUAUCGCGUGUAAAAUCGAAAUUACAACCACCAGAGAAAGAUAUGCGACAGCAAGAUUAUAUUCAAGGAAAAUAUUUUCAAAUCUCAGCAGCAACUGCCAAUAUUUUAACAUGGAUUAUUCGAAUUAUUAUACUUGUAUUACAAUUAGAUUUAUGUUUGAAGUAUAUUCGCGGUUUAUAUUAUACAUGGAAAGGUUUUCGAAAACGUCAUAAUCCAAAAUGGAAACGUUUUUAUUUAACUAAACAAAUAUUAAUUGACGCUGACAUUGCCUUAUUACGUGUAUUCGAUUGUUUUAUGGAUUCGGGUUCACAAGUUACAUUACAAUUAUAUAUUAUGUUAAGGCUUGGUUCAACAUCAAUGAAAUUUGAUACACUAUUCUUAAAACAAACAUUAUCGAUUGUUUCCUCACUUGGUUCGUUAGCAUAUGCGCUUAGUGGCUAUUCGCGAUGUUGGCGACAUAUGCAAUUGACACAUUCGCCACAAGAUUGGCCAAAAGGAAAACCUCCACCACAAUUAGUGUCAUGGUGGAGUACGAUUAUUCAAUGGUUUUGGUAUUUAUUUCUAAUCACUCCAAGAGUAUUGGCGCUUGCUAUGUUUGCAGCAACAUUUCGUUCGUGGUUUUGGAUUAUACUUGUUGCACAUUGGUUUGGAAUGCUUUUUUGGAUACUUCGUUUUCGAACAAUCUUUUGUAUUAGUGAUCAGUCAAAAUAUCAUCCACGAGAAGCUAUUUUUGAAAAAUGUUAUAAUCUUGUUUGCUCAUAUAUAUUUAUAUUUUGUUAUAUGAAUCUUCGCAAAGGUGAUACUCGUGCACAUUAUAUUGGUUUUUAUGCAAUCUAUUACAUCGAAAACAUUGCUUUUUCAAUCAUAUAUGCAAUUCAUUCAGCUGAAUCAAAUAUAAUAUUUAAAUAUUCGCUUGUCACAUUUGUCUGUUGUGGUUUUUGGUUAGCUGUUUUAUUUCAAUUUCUCUAUUAUCGAUUUUUACAUCCAAGUGAUCAUGUUCGCCUUAGUAUAAAACAAAACAUAUCGUCUAUUGUACGUAUUCGAACACUGUCCGACUCCAGUCGUAUAGGAAAAUCGAAAUCCUGUGAAAAUAUUAUUAAUCAACAUGAUGCACCGAAUACAUAUGAACAUAAUGAACUUCUUGAAACAUCAUCACAAGCCGAAAGUUCAAUUGAUGAACGUUGGUAUAAUCGUUUUGCAAAACGAAAUCGACAAAAACUUAUUUCUCAACAACAAGCUAUCGAUGAGAAAGUUCGAAUAAAUCGAGCACAAAAACAAUUAGAAGAAGCCAUCAAACAUCGAAACGAAUCAUCGAGUAACUUUUUAAAGCGAAUAUCAACCAGACUCAAACCAUCAGCAACAACGUUAGAAACUCAAUCUAACAAUAGUACUGAAACUCAUCUAAUAAAUGAUAAUGAAAAAUGUGUAAAUUCUGCCAGUGUACCAUUAGCGAAACCCGAAGAUCAAGAAGAGGAAGAAGAAAAAAAAGAUUCUAAUAGACUACAUAUUGCUUUUAUAUCCAAUAAACGAGCAUCUCAACAUCAACAACAAUCGAAAUUAUAUGAUAUUAACGAAGAUACACAUGGAUCAGAAGAAAAUCAAAAUGGCACAUCAUCACAUACAAAUACAACUAGUUAUGAAGGUGGAAAAGGAGUGAUUUUAAUUCCUGCAAAACUAACAUCUCGUAGAUUGCCCUUUUCCUCGUCUGUUAACAAAUAA